Molecule: messenger RNA, 995 nt
Organism: Bombus pyrosoma
Lineage: Eukaryota; Metazoa; Arthropoda; Insecta; Hymenoptera; Apidae
Product: putative fatty acyl-CoA reductase CG5065
Exons: 3
Source: RefSeq, a predicted model, not a curated record
CUAUGGUACCCGGGUUGUCCAAUGACAACUAAUAAAUAUAUUUUCAACGUUCUGGCUGUAAUUCCUUAUGUUUUGCCUGCGUUCGCCAUAGAUAUCUUUUUAAGACUCCGAGGUAGUAAACCAAUAAUGAUGAAACUUCUCCAAAAUGGCAAUAAGCUGUUUACAAUGACAGCAUAUUUCGCUCUGCACGAAUGGACUUUCCAAAGGGAUAACUGUUCCGGUUUGGUGAGAAAAGUGAAAAUGUUGAAGGACAGCGAUAUGGUCAGACUAGAUUUACGGGAUAUGGAUUGGGAGAAGUACGUUGCAAUUUACCUGAUGGGAAUGAGGAAAUUUAUUCUGAAGGAAGACUUUAAUUCAACAGCACAACAACGGUUAUCAAGGUUGUACUGGAUAGAUCAGAUCACAAAAAUAUCGGGUAUAAUAACUUUGUUAUGGAUAAUAUUAUAUUUUGUAUACUGACUAUUUGAACGUUACCUUUUUGUCUUUGAAAGACAAUAUAAAUAGCUAUAAACAAUGAUAAUAGAAAAUAAAUAUCUUUCACAAUAAUGUAUUUCUGAAUGCUCUCUUUGGUUUCUGAAUUGUUUGUUCACAAACCUUGUAGUUCUUUGACCAGUCGGAGUUAAGGUAUAGACACCAUCGACGAAAUAGGGAGCAGACGUGACAGUCAGAGCUGAAUAAAAUGUUACCCCACAUAAUAAGUAGUACUGUUACUCCGAUUUAUACGUUCAAAGUGAAUGUUUAAAAUAGAGACAUAGUAGACAGUAUCGGCGGUUAAGGAACUUGGAGACAGUACCUGAUUCUUCCGAAUAUUCUUAAAGUUUGUUCAUUUCUUAUAUUUCCAUUGUUUACGCAUAUGAUUUGUGUUAUCGCUAUAAAUCCGAAUACUGAAAUCUUUCAUAGUCCGAUUUUCUUAUAUGCAGGAAUUCAAUCCUAAAUUAGUAGGUUAUUCACUUGGAGACGCUAUAAGUAUUGAUCCAACUGCGCAGUUAAACGUC